AUGGCGCACCAGAAGCGCGAGCACCUGCGCGUGUUGGCCGACGGCUGGGGACAGCAGACCACCGGCAGCGUCUUUUGCGCCGACUCGAGUCUGCGGUACAUUUACGAGAGCGCCAGUGCGUCUGCCUCGUUUGCUUUGUCUGUCGCGUCGCCAGUGCUCGCCCCAAGCGCCGCCACGAAACGUCGCGACGUGUCGCACGUACUUGUUCCGUCGAAACAGGUGGCGACUUGGAACGGUCCGUCGGCGACGCUUGGGGCGAGCACUGCUGACGCGCGCGAGAGCCAGUGCGUCAACGACCACCACGUCGCUGUUGCACGUGCGUGCCACGCGAUCGCAGAGCAGACGCGUGCGAGUCCGCCGUGCGGCUAUGAGUGCUCUGUGUGCUUUAGCGCGAACGCCGUCGCGCAGCUCUCGAACUGUGGCCACACGUUCCAUCCGCAGUGUUUUCUGCGAUGGUUCCGGUCGACCCCAACGUGUCCGCUGUGUCGUGCACCGGUGGACACGAUCGAAGCUGUGGCGUUUGGCCCGCAGCCAACUGAGCUCGACGCGCUGAUGGCCGAAAUGGAUCCAGACGAUGCGCUGUUGGGUCCUGCCGCCGACCAGCUGAUGUCGUUCUUUGAGACCGAAUUGGAUACAGACAUGGAGCUCGUGGCGCUUGAGGCCUUGAGCACAGCGCCUGCGGACUCGAUCGAGUUGACGCUGGAGCCAGACGAGGGAAUGGUACAGGAGGCGACGCCAAUGGACAUUGACUUGACACGAGAACGUGGUGUGCGCGACUGCUUCGAGGACUCGAUGCAACGGAUGGACGCGGUAGCAAUGCCGCAGCAGUUUCUACCUGCAGCUUCGACGGUCCCGAACUACUGGAACGUGCUGCAUCAAGGCACGACUGUGUCUGCAGUGCCACUUGGAGGAGCUCCUCCGAGGAUGGUGCACAUUGUCCCCAAGAUGGAUGGCAAGACAAUACCGGACUCUAUGGGUACGAGUGCUGGGACAAUGGAGCUGGCGGGCAACAGGCAGGUAAGGUCAGUGUAUGACGAUCACUACCAUCAUGAGGCUGUUGGUGGUCGUGCUUUGGCAUCUGCCGCGACCACUCGUGUUGUCUCGUGUCGGUGUACUGGAGGCUGCAAGAAUGGGCGCUGUGCCUGCGUCAAAGAAGGCGGUAUGUGUGGGAUCUCGUGUCGGUGCACGUCGUGCAAGAACCCCUACUUGAUGGUCAAAGCCGCUGGUGCAGACAUUGAGGCACUGUUGAAAGACGACUGCUUUAUGCACAAUGUGUCCAAGACUCGAGAUAUGGUCCGACGGCUGCAAGAGCCAGUGGUUGUGCCGUGUUGUGCUCGCACGAUCAAGGUCGUCGAGUGCGUGCAGGGCUACACGUGCGAGGUGUGCACCCAGCGGUACGAUUUCUCGUGGUGUACGACCAAACUGCUGGCGAGUGAGCGCACUCCACGCAAUCACUGUGCCAUUUGCAGACGAUGCUGUGACCAUCGCGACGUGCACUGCCAUGACUGUGGUCGCUGCUACUUUGCUGGCGUGGUAGCAAGUCUGCCGUGUCCGUGCAAAGAAGCGCUGGGUCACAAGAAACAUCGCGAGGCUAUGGCAAAAGACAAGAGUGACGACGCUGAGGAAGAAGCGGAAGGCGAGUGCUGCAUCAUGUAG
Messenger RNA from Hyaloperonospora brassicae, 1656 nucleotides. The record is from the annotation of a GenBank genome assembly. Lineage: Eukaryota; Oomycota; Peronosporomycetes; Peronosporales; Peronosporaceae.